Temnothorax curvispinosus is the source of this 1496-nucleotide messenger RNA. RefSeq lists its product as uncharacterized. The coding region runs from base 234 to 557 and encodes 107 amino acids. The record is from RefSeq and is a predicted model, not a curated record. The transcript has 5 exons. NCBI's taxonomy places the organism in Eukaryota, Metazoa, Arthropoda, Insecta, Hymenoptera, Formicidae.
GGGAUGCGAAAUGCAAAACAUGUCAGAAGGUUACAAAACAUUACAAUAAUACUUAUUAUUUAAAGAAACACUUGGGAUAUUGUGAAAAUGUGAUAAGAAAGUCGAACAUAUGGAACAAGUUUGACGUAAAUGGCAGGGAUGCGAAAUGCAAAACGUGUCAGAAAAUUAUAAAACAUUAUUAUUUCGAGAAACACUUGCGUACUUGUAAACCUGCACCGACUUCUUCAAGCUCAAUGAGAGACAACGAUUUUCACUUGAAUGAGCCACAAAACGAAAGUACAAUACAAACAAGCACACAGCUACUUGGACGACAGGAAGAAGAAAUAAAGGAAAGUGACGGUCCCAUUCAAGCUCAGAAUCUGACAGAGGCUUUAAUAAAAUCAGAGACAGAAGCAAAAAUAUCAGAUUUGAGGAAAAAGAGAACAGGCGUUAUUGACGAGUCCUAUUUAAGCUCAGAAUCUGAUGAAGAUUCUAUGAGACUUCAACUGAGUGAAUCUUCAAUUGAUGAAAUCGAAGAUGGAUAUGGAUACAUUUAUAGAUUUGAGAAGAGAAAGUAGGCGUUGUUGAAGGGUAUGCAUUAUUAUACCAUUUUAAGUAAUUAUUUCUCUAUUAGAUUUUCUACUCUUCUGAUCACUUUUUAUAAAUAUUAAUGCGAUUAAAGGAGUAAUGCAGAAAUGCACCAAGUACUUUGAGAUUACUUGUCACACACACGUACGCACACAUGCACACAUAUUUUAUUUUUGAAUAGUUUAUAUGGUUAAUUUAAAUGUAUUGGGCGUUAAUAAACUAUAUUAUAAAAAUUAUACGGAUUUUAGGUUUUGCUACGGCUAAUUUCUACUUAUCACUUGAAUCUUAUUAAUUACUAAUAUUUUUACUUUUGUAUUUUGUAAUUAAAUUUAUGCGGAUAGUAGGUAACACAAUUUAUUUUGCAAUACCAUUUUUCAUGUUGCAACAAUAAAUACUAGAGAUAUAAUUUAAACAUAUACAAAAAUAGGGAUAACUUACACCUAUAAAAAAAUUACUUUUUAUAAAUCUUAUUAACCGUUUAAAUCUUCAAAGUGAGAUAAUUUUAGUUUUAGAUUAAAUAAAAAUUGAAUCAUUUUUCUACAUGUUUAUUGUUCUCUACAUAAAUGCAGGUUUUCAAAAAUUUCAAAAUGGACAGAAUAGGUAGAAUAAUUAGCAACAUUACGGAUUAUGAUAUUUUCAAAGCGAUACACAGACAAGCAUCACAAUUUUUGAAGGUUUUUACUAAAAGAAGAUUUGUUACUAAAUUGACGUAUAUAGACAAAUGUCGAAAUUAACGCGACAAUGUAAAGUAUAAAGUAAUGAUACAUGAUAUAUUGUGCAAAGUAUUUUUGUAAUAUAUAUUAUUAUUAAUUAAUACCUUCAUUAAGUUAAUUACUCUAAUACUAUCAGAUAUCCACAUCGGCUGCAUUAAUCGGAAAACAUGGAUUAUGCCGAUAUUAAUGAUACAUAACAACAAGCAACAUUUAUUA